Molecule: messenger RNA, 1820 nt
Organism: Hyla sarda
Lineage: Eukaryota; Metazoa; Chordata; Amphibia; Anura; Hylidae
Gene: UBE2F
Product: ubiquitin conjugating enzyme E2 F (putative)
Exons: 11
Coding region: 177-827 (216 amino acids)
Biological process (GO): protein neddylation
Cellular component (GO): nucleus
Molecular function (GO): NEDD8 transferase activity
Source: RefSeq, a predicted model, not a curated record
ACGUCACCAAAGGUCCUUCAGCUCCCUAGGAUUUAUCAUCUAGCGAUAGAAGAUGGUGUCCUUCCUGAAGAAGUGAGAAGUGGCCGGUGGCUUCCCAGACACUAGACUGAGCCGAGUUGCUGUAGCGGGACCUGACUCCCCGGAGCAAAGGCCGCUGAGGGUAAUAAUAAAGCGGGAUGUUGACGCUAGCAAGCAAGCUAAAGCGGGAUGAUGGUGUGAAAGGGAACAGGGCAUCCAGCACUGCCCCAGACUCCACUCGCAGAGUAUCCAUCCGAGACAGAUUACUUAUUAAAGAAGUAGCAGAACUUGAAGCAAACCUGCCAUGUACCUGCAAAGUGAAUUUCCCUGAUCCCAACAAGCUGCAUUUCUUCCAGCUGACUGUGAGCCCAGAUUAUUGGCCUAGUAAAAAUGAUUGCAAAGGGAUAGCUGCUGAGGACCUCCUUGAUCAGAUAUCAGACCUAGAUAACAGAUCGGAUGAGCCAGAUGAGAGCUAUUACCAAGGUGGGAAAUUCCAGUUUGAAAUUGAGGUUCCAGAAGCAUACAACAUGGUGCCUCCAAAAGUGAAGUGCUUAACUCGGGUCUGGCAUCCGAACAUCACAGAGACAGGGGAAAUCUGUUUAAGUUUACUGAGAGAGCACUCAAUAGAUGGGACGGGCUGGGCCCCGACGCGAACCCUAAAGGAUGUUGUAUGGGGAUUGAACUCGUUGUUUACAGAUCUAUUAAAUUUUGAUGAUCCUUUGAACAUUGAAGCAGCAGAACACCAUUUGAGAGAUAAGGAAGAAUAUCGUAGUAAAGUGGAAGAUUACAUCAAGCGUUAUGCCAGAUGAUGCCCACUAUGAAUCUCUGAUCGCCUUGUUGAGAGAAGGGACCACCUUCUGCAGGGUCUCCAGAGCCAUAUGGGGGAGGAAUCUGGAAACCAUUUGACAGGUUGUGUGCCCUCUCCCUGCCAGACUGAUACAAAAGUUUACCUCCAGCCCCUACAAUAUGAUGCUAUCUCAGUAUCCAGCCAGCAGGAGCCUCAAAACUACUUCUCCCACUUCUUUAUCUUUUGACGUGUGAAUUUUAUUUUUUGUUUUUUUAUUGGAGUGGGACAUUAUUUUUUUCUUUCUUCUAUAUUUCAGACUAUGUCUAACAAUAUAUGCAAUGCUGUAUGGAAUCUUACCGGAGAUGUGUUGAAGUUAAUUAUAAUCAAGUGAUCACUAAACAGGAAGUUUGAUUGAUUGUUAGUCCUAAGUUAACCUUAAGGCUUGACAUUUCCUAUGGAAGAUGACUACAUCUGUAGACCUUCUAUGAGCUUAUAACCCCUAUAUGACAUAGUCAUAUAUUUUGUCAGAUGCCAUUUGAGUCAGUCGGUUAACUUGGCGGCUUAGUAAAUUCCAUUCUAAUUGUUGUUAAUUUUCAUAAGAUGCAGUACUACAAAAUAAAUUGUGAGCUUGGUAAGUAUACUUCUGACUUGUAUAGCAGACAUGAGGUUUACAUCAGUUAAUGGAGAUAAGGGCCACCUACGAGGCUGGAGCUAAACACCAAAUCCAUGUCACAAGCGUAACCAAUAGGUAGGCUUGGGUGGCAUCAUCCUAAAAUACAUUAUUUUUAAGCAAUGUUUUUAUCUGUGUGCUGGCAGGAAUCUGAAAUGCAGCAAUAUGCAGAUUAUCUGACAAUGAAAGCAUAACUAGUACACAGGGAUUCACAGAACAUUGGUGAUAUAUACUUUUUACUGUGAUAAUGCAACUUUAAAUUAUUAUCUUGUUAAAAAGAGCUUGAAAACUCUGUAUCCCCACCCUGAAAAUGUAUACAGGGUUAUAUAAAUACACGGAUAUGCA